Molecule: messenger RNA, 159 nt
Organism: Brugia malayi
Lineage: Eukaryota; Metazoa; Nematoda; Chromadorea; Rhabditida; Onchocercidae
Exons: 3
Coding region: 1-159 (52 amino acids)
Source: RefSeq, a predicted model, not a curated record
AUGACAUCAAUACUAAAUUCUGUAACUGUUCUCACUUAUUUGAAGUCUUCUGUAAUGAUGACAUUUACUGAUGCCAACAAUGUUCGUAAUGUUUUUGAAGUAAGAACAAAAGAGUUUUGGAAAAUGCGGAACAUUUGCACUCGGAAAUUUACUCAUUGA